AUGGCCCCUGUUCCAUUCACCAACUCAGCAAGCAACAUCUGUCUCAAGCUUUCCAAAGAAGGUAUCCUCAGAAUGGAUGAGGCCCCCAUGCCUGUUCUCAAUCCUGAUGAGGUCCUUGUUCAUAUGAAGUGCACCGGAAUCUGUGGUUCCGACAUUCAUUUCUGGAAGGAAGGCAAAAUUGGGGACUUGGCUGUCACGGACGACCUCAUUUUGGGCCACGAGUGUGCUGGACUUGUGGUUCAUGUGGGUGCGAACGUUAAGAAGCUGAUCAAUGUGGGUGACAGAGUGGCUGUUGAGCCUCAACUUCCUUGCGGAAAGUGUUACUUGUGUCAACAAGGAGACUACAAUUUAUGCUUGGAUGUGGACUUCUUGGGUGUUCCUGGUAUGCCUGGUAGAGACGCUUCAAUCCAUGGCAGUAUGCAAAGAUACAAAAGCGUGAGGCCGGAGUUCGCCCAUAAAAUUCCGGACUCGAUGUCGUACGCGGAAGGUGCCUUGGUGGAGGUCUUCUCGGUGGCCUACCAUGGAAUUGAGAAAGCUGGAGGUUUGGAGCUUGGAAAACCUUGCGUGGUGGCUGGAUGUGGCCCAAUCGGAUUGGCAACCCUCAUGCUAGCAGAUAACGCUGGUGCUACACCAAUCGUUGUGACCGACAUCUCUGCUGACAGAUUGAAAUUUGCCCGGGAGUUGGUUCCUUCUGUCAUUACCUACCAAGUUCAGCCCAAGUUGGGUGCCGAAGGAAAUGCGGCAGAAAUCCGCAAGUUGUUUGGCACCGAGGAAUGGCAGAUGCCACCUUAUGUCUUGGAGUGUACCGGUGUGGAGUCCUCUAUCAACACAUGCUGCUAUGUUACUAGAAGAGCCGGUUGUCUCACUGUGCUCGGGGUAUCUGGAAAGAACGAUAUCGAUAAUUUUCCAUUCAUGCAUCUCUCAUUUUCUGAGAUCGAUGUUAGAUUCAUCAACAGGUACAAGUCCUCAUGGCCACCGGUGAUUAAUUUGAUUGCAUCUGGUAAGAUUAAUGCAAAGAAAUUUGUAACGCAUUCUUUUCCUUUAGAGAAAGCAGUGGAUGCUUUGGAGAUCGUCGCAGAUCCUCUGAUUCCAACUGUCAAGGUCGUGAUUGAAGACAAGGACUAA
Messenger RNA from Sungouiella intermedia, 1125 nucleotides. Lineage: Eukaryota; Fungi; Ascomycota; Pichiomycetes; Serinales; Metschnikowiaceae. The record is from the annotation of a GenBank genome assembly.